GCAUUGGCUGACGAGCGCCUACACGCAGUUCGCGGUGCCCUACUUCAUCUACGACAUCUACGCCAUGUUCCUGUGCCACUGGCACAAGUACCGGGUAAAGGGGCACGAGAGCGCGGGGCCCCGCUCGCUGCGCACCGUCACCCGCACCUUCCUGCACAAGGAGUUCCUCAUGGUGCUGCACCACCUCUGCAUGGUGCUGGUGUGCUUCCCCAUCUCCAUGCUGUGGCGCCAGGGGAAGGGCGAUUUCUUCCUGGGCUGCAUGCUGAUGGCUGAGCUGAGCACCCCCUUCGUCUGCCUGGGCAAGGUGCUCAUCCUGUACAAGCAGCAGCACACCCUGCUGCACAAGGUGAACGGGCUGCUCAUGCUGGUGACCUUCUUCUGCUGCCGCAUCCUGCUCUUCCCCUAUAUGUACUGGGCCUACGGGCGCCACGCCGGGCUGCCCCUGCACCGCGUGCCCCUCGCCCUGCCGCCCGCCUACAACCUGGGCGCCGCCCUGCUCCUGGGCCCCCAGCUCUACUGGUUCGGCCUUAUCUGCCGCGGGGCCUUCCGCCUCUUCCGCCGCGCCCGGCCCAAGGACGCCGCCGCCCUGCGCAACGGGCACGGCCCCGGAGGGCGGGCGCUGGACUGAGCCCUCCGUGCCAACGGGCACGGCCCCGGAGGGCGGGCGCUGGACUGAGCCCUCCGUGCCAACGGGCACGGCCCCGGAGGGCGGGCGCUGGACUGAGACCCCCGUGCCAUGGGCACCGCCCCAGGGGCAGGCACUGGACUGAGACCCCCGUGCCAUGGGCACCGCCCCAGGGGCAGGCACUGGACUGAGCCCUCCGUGCCAUGGGCACUGCCCUGGGGCAGGCACUGGACUGAGACCUCCCAGCCCACCUGCUCUGCACCAAGGACAUGGGCCGGGGGGGGGGAGGGGGGGCUUGCUGGCCUGAGACCCCCCCACACCUGCUCGGUGCCACGGGCACUGCUCAGAGGGGUGGGCACUGCAUGGGGGCAGAGCCCCAGGCGCUGGCCUGAGCCCGUCCCUCGUGGUGGGCAGAGGGGUGACCUGACACCCGCUGCCAGCAGCUUCGAACUUAUUUAUUUAUUUAUUGGGGGCCUGCCCUGGAAUUCUCCGGGAGCUGCUGCAGGAGGGAGCGGGGCCCCAUUGGGCCCCCCACUUCUCCAGGGACUGCCCAGUAGGGGCUGGGGCGGUCCCUCUGGGCGGUGCUCAGUGGGGCACAGCUCAGACACCCCCUAAUCACGGGGGAUGUGGUGCAAAUUGGGGGGGGCCAGCUGUGCUGGGAGGUGGGGGCUUGGCCUGGAGAUUGGGGGGAACCCCUGGGAAUCUCAGGGGCCACCCAGGGGAUUGGGUGGGGGCACAGCCAGACUCCACCUGCAGACAGGGUUUGGGUGGACUUGGGGACCCCCCGCACUGCCCCCCACUGUAGCAAUAACCAGGCAGUGGGUGGGGAACUGACCCUCCCCAAAGACUGCAGGCUCUGCCCCCCCAGCCCCUCCCUGGGGCAGGAUGUAAAUGGGGGGGUUAUAACCCCAGGGGCCGCAAAGGAUUAAAGGAGCCUUCAUCUAAUGCCA
This is a messenger RNA of Chrysemys picta bellii (western painted turtle), 1575 nucleotides long. Lineage: Eukaryota; Metazoa; Chordata; Testudines; Emydidae. The record is from RefSeq and is a predicted model, not a curated record.